AUGGUGUUCAUUGACAUGGAGAAAGCCUAUGACAAAGUACCGAGAGAAUUUCUAUGGAGAUGUUUGGAGGCUGGAGGUGUGCCUGUAGCAUAUAUUAGAGUGAUUCAGGACAUGUAUGAUGGGGCUAAGACACGGGGAUCAGCACUCAGCCCGUUUUUGUUUUCCCUAGCGAUGGAUUCUUUGACGCGUCACAUCCAAGGGGAGGUGCCUUGGUGCUUGUUAUUUGCGGAUGACAUAGUCCUGAUUGAUGAGAGGCGAGGUGGCGUUAACGAAAGGCUGGAGGAGGCGGACGGGGAUGUGAGACUCGAUACGCAAGUCAUUCCCAAGAGAGAGAGUUUCAAAUAUCUGGGAUCUAUAAUUCAGAUGAAUGGGGAGAUAGAUGAGGAUGUUACUCACCGUAUCGGAGCAGGAUGGACAAAGUGGAGGCUCGCUCUCGGUGUCUUGUGUGAUAAGAAUCAUAUGAAAGUAGCGGAAAUGAGGAUAUUGAGAUGGAUAUAUGGGCAUACUAAAUUGGAUAGAAUUAGGAAUGAAGUUAUUCGGGACAAGGUGGGAGUGGCCUCUGUGGAGGCAAAGAUGCGUGAGGCAAGGUUGAGAUGA
Molecule: messenger RNA, 597 nt
Organism: Nicotiana tabacum (common tobacco)
Lineage: Eukaryota; Viridiplantae; Streptophyta; Magnoliopsida; Solanales; Solanaceae
Source: RefSeq, a predicted model, not a curated record